This is a messenger RNA of Aspergillus pseudonomiae, 1220 nucleotides long. RefSeq lists its product as uncharacterized. The record is from RefSeq and is a predicted model, not a curated record. Gene Ontology annotation, molecular function: protein binding. NCBI's taxonomy places the organism in Eukaryota, Fungi, Ascomycota, Eurotiomycetes, Eurotiales, Aspergillaceae. Bases 582 to 1136 code for a protein of 184 amino acids. The transcript has a single exon.
CAUACAGGCUUGGAGGUUUCAUAUGGAAGAAGUCAUGAUUCAUACAAGUCUAGUCAUAUGAUCUAGAGACAAGUGAGCAAACAUAAAGUCACUGGAGAGUCGCUGAUGUGAUUACAUAAGGCCGCCUCUGGUCAGCCGAGGCACCGCCGGAACUGUAAUCGAACUAUCAAUCAAUCAGUCCAUCGGAAACACCAGCUACCCCCAACCCUAAUCUUACUUCAACUCAUUUAACCCGCACAUCGGCAUUUAGGCUCGACACGUAGCCUCCCAAGCCAUGCCAUUCAUAGAUUAGGUAUGACUGACGCCUAAGACAUGGCCCCACUCACCUCCAUUCCAUGCCUCCGCGGGCAGGAUCCUCGGGACAAGGGAAGGGAGUCACGGCUGGAUGCGGAAAUCUAUAAAGACGAUGUAGGAUCUCGAGGGUAUCCUACUCCCCCCGCCCCCACUACUACGUCUCUACCUGCCAUCCCUCACUCCCUUCUUCGUCUACGACUUGGAUUAAAAGCUUCCGCCCACUGAAAGCACUCAACAAUCCCUCUCAUCCUUCUCAAUUACACCAUAUCUAUAUACAAACAUCCAAGAUGUCUCCAAUCGCUGUACAACCUUCAACGGCCACCGCAUCCACCACUACCGCAACCAUUCUCCCUACCUCCAUUGUGACACCCCCGACUCACCCUGACAUACUCCGAGUCGACCGUGGCGCAAAGGCCUUCUCCUCCAGCGCCGUGUCCCUCGUCUCACUGCCCGCCGGCUCCCUCUUCGCCAAGAUCACCACAGCCACUCCCUCCAAGAAAGCAUACACUUCGGUACAGACCGGUGCCAACAGCCACAUCGAACUGAACUCCGAUCUCGUCUACUGCAACCACUCAUGCAACCCAUCGCUGAACUUCGACAUGGGCAAGAUGGAGGUCCGAGUCGUCGAUGAUCGUGACCUGAAGGUGGGCGACCAGCUCACGUUUUUCUACCCCAGCAGUGAGUGGGACAUGGACCAGCCAUUCCAGUGCAACUGUGGAUCUGGAGAGGGUGUAUGCAAGGGGUUGAUCGAUGGGGCAAAGAAGAUGGACCGGAAGGAUCUGGAGGCAUACUGGCUAAACGACCACAUCAAGGAGUUGUUGCAGCAGAGGGACUCUUCGUGAUCUAAAAUUAUAUGCGAUGAAAUAAAGGAGCAGACUGGGGUGGACGUUGUGUACUUACGGAUAUUAGAUACCAGACGAUAGACA